Messenger RNA from Phanerochaete carnosa HHB-10118-sp, 441 nucleotides. RefSeq lists its product as uncharacterized. NCBI's taxonomy places the organism in Eukaryota, Fungi, Basidiomycota, Agaricomycetes, Polyporales, Phanerochaetaceae. Bases 6 to 245 code for a protein of 79 amino acids. The record is from RefSeq and is a predicted model, not a curated record. The transcript has a single exon.
CAUCGAUGGUCCUUUUGGUUUCUGCUUAUUCCCGGGCAGCCACGCUGACCACCUGUCUCCCGGCGGAGCGUCUUCGUGAAUCGUUUCUUGAUCAGCCUCCGACAGCUCUGCCAGCUAACCGACCCCAGCUCGACGUCGACGACGCAAAGCACAGGCGGGCGUACAAGUGUCGCGCCUGUAACCGAAAUUCUAGGGUUUAUCCGCUGUCGAUUAUAAACUUAUUUGUGCAUAAAUGCUCCGCGUAGUGCGUAGCAUUAUAACGCGCCAAGUCAGGUCAAGCGACUGGUGAACGUCAAAGGACCGCAGUACUUACUUACUUGCGGGUUUCAGCCAUACCCUUAGGCCCACCCUAUUCCUAUUAAUGCCCAUCUUACCUGCCCAUAGAUAUCUCAUGCCAACGAUAAUAUGUCAGUACUAGUGUGUCUGAUGUUAUUGAUUCCA